AUGUGGCGGCGCGUGGUGAAAAGCAGGCCGGGUGCGAGCACCUGCAGAGCGAGACGCACGCGCAGCUCACGCUGUGGCUCGAGCGGUACGUCGCCGGCCUGCGAUACGGCCAAAAGCUGCUGGACGGGCACAUCAAGCCCCAAGACGGCUCGGACGAUGCGCCGACGCGCCGCGCCAAGCGGUGCAAGCUCGCCUACCCGACGUGCGCCGCCUGCGGCAUCGAUUUGCGGCGCCCCUUCCUGUGCCUCUCGUGUGCGCACGCAGCGUGCCUGUUCCGUGAUCCGGUGCGCGAUGCCUCGCUGCCCGUGA
Messenger RNA from Malassezia restricta, 309 nucleotides. RefSeq lists its product as uncharacterized. Lineage: Eukaryota; Fungi; Basidiomycota; Malasseziomycetes; Malasseziales; Malasseziaceae. The transcript is spliced from 2 exons. The record is from RefSeq and is a predicted model, not a curated record. The coding region runs from base 1 to 309 and encodes 102 amino acids.